Strongylocentrotus purpuratus (purple sea urchin) is the source of this 2245-nucleotide messenger RNA. RefSeq names its product adhesion G-protein coupled receptor G2-like. Gene Ontology annotation, cellular component: membrane. Bases 55 to 1644 code for a protein of 529 amino acids. The record is from RefSeq and is a predicted model, not a curated record. Gene Ontology annotation, molecular function: G protein-coupled receptor activity. Gene Ontology annotation, biological process: G protein-coupled receptor signaling pathway; cell surface receptor signaling pathway. NCBI's taxonomy places the organism in Eukaryota, Metazoa, Echinodermata, Echinoidea, Camarodonta, Strongylocentrotidae. The transcript is spliced from 6 exons.
GUACAGGUACUUGAUUUACCUUCAGAGAGUGUUCUCGAUGGCCUAGUUGUAACCAUGUUUACUGAAAACAAGGAAGACCUGAGCAGCAGCAAUGUCAAGGUGGGAACGCACCAGGAUACCCCAACCGAAACGAUCGCUGAAGACACUUUUGCCAGGGUUGUUGUUCCCAUCGAAGCUACCCAGAUUGUCACCGUGCCAAAGGCGACUAUAGAAUCAGAGAGUUUAGCUACCCAACUCCCUGGAAGUAACCCAGGAUCAACGACCCGGUCAGGAUUGUCAGGGGAUCCAGGGAGUGUGAUCAGUGACUAUCUACGAAUUGUCUUCCUCGUAUACGUCGAUGAUGUCAUGUUCCCAUCACCAACUCUCGCCCAACUCAACCAGGAGUCGGAAGACUUCAACCGUACUGUCAACACACCGGUUGUCUCCUUAGUAAUCGGAGGGCGGAAGAUUGAACACUUGAUGGAACCCAUUAAUAUCACCUUCUCUAGACUGAUGGCUGGCUCCCGUAAUCCGACUUGUAACUUCUGGGAGUAUAGUCUUGGCAAAUGGUCUAGGACUGGAUGUGAACUGUUACCUGAUGAUUCGAUGAGAAAUUCAAUGGAAGUCGACGGCAUUGAAGAUGAAUACUACACAUGCUCCUGUGAUCACUUGACAAACUUUGCUGUUCUGGUGGACAUCUACGCGAUGGAGGUACCUCCCAACCCAUUACUGCGUGUAUCCAGUAUCGCUGGUUGCACCAUUUCAUGUGUGUGUUUGCUCAUCACACUGAUCUCCUAUCUCAGCAUCAAAAGAGUUCGGAGCUCUCAAACACACCGGAUCUUUAUCUGUCUGUGCGUCACUCUCCUUUGUUUAUACUCCACCUUCCUGGUCAUCGUGGCUCUCGACACGGAGUUCCAGCAUGCUGAGGUCGUGGGGAUACCAUGUAUCGUCCUGGCGGCACUCGUCCACUACUUCGUGCUCUCUUCGAUUACGUGGAUGGGCAUCGAGGGGUUUCAUACUUACCUGGUCAUCAUCAGAGUCUUUGAUACUUACAUACCGAAGUUUAUGAUCAAAGCUGCUGUGGUCGGAUGGGGCAUUCCGGCAGUUAUUGUUGGUUUGACUGGAGGAAUCGCUCGGAACUCGUAUGCCGUUGAAGAUUAUUGCUUCAUCCAUAAGUGGUCGUUGAUCGAUGGUCUUCUUGUACCAAUGGCCAUCAUCCUCCUUGUCGACACCGUCAUCUUCAUAUUGGCCAUACGUCACUUGAAGCAAUCUGCCAGAAAGGAAGGUCGUGUGAAGAAGGACUACAGAGACCAACGACAAGAGACCCUAGAACGAAUCCAGAAUGGUAUCGCCAUGUUGAUCCUGCUUGGCUUCACCUGGAUCACUGGAUACCUGACCCUGAUCAAUGUAGACAUCGCCAACACCCUCUUCAUCAUCUCCAACUCCUUACUAGGCUUCUUCAUCUUCGCCCUGUAUUGUCUUCGUAAGGCAACCAUCAGAGAGCGAUGGCGUCGAAUUCUUUCUUGUGGAGUCUUUAGAGAAGACCAGAACACAAAGCGGAGUUCAGGACCGACACCAAUGAAUACAAACGGGACUACAGAAACUUGUUCUUCGUCUGAGGACUCGUCUUCUGUGCAUUAUAGUAACCCAUCUUAUGCAUAUUGACGUAGUAUGCUAGUAGCUUAUACAACCAUUAAAUAGAUUUUUAUAAAUCUAUUAGAAAAGUUCUAGUCUUACAACAUGAUAUUUUUUCACAAAAGAAGCCCAUAAUUCGCAUAUUGUCUGUCCUAAUAUAAUGUACAUGUGAUUUUAAAACAUUACGUAGAUACAAAUAGAUCGUCUGUUUCGAUGGGCAAUUAUAGUAUGAUAUAUUGGACAUUUGUUAUAGUAAAGCAAACAUGAUGCUCGUAUGUUAAAAAGUGACAUUUAAUUUGUGAAUAUAACAAGAAUAAAAAUCAUAUUUUGAAGAGCAAACCAAAUUUAUAGUGAGGAGUACAUUUUUAAAUAAAAAGCAAUGUAAAUAAUAGAUCAAGUGACCAAUGCACGGUUACAAAUCUUAUAGAAGUCUGGGGUUCCUGUGAUCAUGACGAAAAUAAAAAUGAUGAGCACUUCAGUUCAAUAAAAAAAUUCGAUUAACUUUAUAAUGAAUAUUUAAUCACUCGUACCUUUUACGAUAUUAAAAAAUGUAUGAAAGUAUUUUGAAGAUAAUAAAGCAAAUUUGUUAAUUUUAAUUUGUCAACAUUGUACACAAAUAAUAAAUUUACGC